AUGCUCCGCCCAACAUCCGCCCCUCACUCCCUGCCACACCACACUUCUCUCCCAAAUAUCAAUCACAAACGCCAUCCUCCAAACAAUUUCACAACCCUCCCAGAUUAUUCCCGCGGUCGCAGGGCAAAAAAGGACAGGGCUUCCUAUAUCACCCCUCCCCUCACACCCUCGUCGAGUAUCAACACAACGGGCAGUGUCGAAUCGUCUCCUGAUGCAGUCGACUCCGACUUUUUCAGCGACCCGGACACAGAAUCUACGAGAAUCAUCGUGCUAGGCAACUUAAAGGCAGAGGCAUCCAAAGACGCGGUUAAAGCAUCGGUCUUGAACGCUCUGCCCGAUGCCUUAACUCAUCAUAAAAACCUUGAUCUUGUGGACACCAGACUGCUCUCCUCUGACGGAGACGUUUUCGUUGUCUUUACUGAUAUCCGCCAUGCUCGAAUGGCGUUUAACACUUUUUCAGCCAUGGAAUCUCUCGGCGAUUGCUCAGAGUCUAAUUUGACUUGCCAAUACAUCACCCCCGAUGCCCUGACCCAGAAACUCGGCUAUUCCAUCUACAGUGAACUCACCGACGGCGCAUUUUAUCUGACUGCCUCAACCGUCCAUCCACAGUCCUUGCCUAACGGCUCGGCGACCAUCAACGUCCGCACUCUCAAAGGCCUGCUCGCGGCCGUCGGGGACCUUGCGUCCUUCACGUUUAUCCGCGACGAGCUCGAAAACAAGAAGACCUUCCACGUCUCUUUUUACGACGUAAUAGCAGCGGACAACGCUUACAGGGACCUCCACAACCAAGUAGCCUUCGGGAUGAAGCUUGCAGUCCACGGCCGUCAACUCGCGGAGCCCGUGGAAAACUCCCCGGAGACUAUCUACUCGUCCCGUCAAAACGGUUGCCAGUUUCCAAAUCCUCUGCCCUGCAACCCCUACGAUCCUCACCAGGCCCCGCAAUGGGAGAACGAGAUGAAGCAGCAAGUCUCGUCGUGUGCUACACCGGAUCAGAACUGCAACUACUGUCCUUCUCGUCGUCACAUCGUCGGCCAGCUCGCCUACCCCAUGCCUCCAACUCCUCCAACUCUUGCCAACUGCGGUCCUCCGAUUGCUUCGCCGCCCCCAAUGAUGCCUCACAUAAUGAUGUCCCCGCCGCCUGUUGCUCAGUCUCCGGUGGACUAUGCGUACCAACAGGUUUAUAAUUACCAGUGGCAAGUGGAACCCAAUAUGAUCACCAACCGAGCCAUGGCGCCACCCCAUCCACAUUCACCAAUGCUUCCCUUCACUCCUCCCCAAUUCUGGGUUCCGGACGAAUCCCGAGUCAUCCCACCUCCCAUGUAUGCCAUCCCACAUCAAACGGAGAAUGGAGCCGCCCCUCCUGGUACUCAUUACAUCGCACAUUUCCAAUCCCCACCGGCCAGUCCUCCAACGCACGACGUCUACGCUCCCAGCACCCACAGCUCCACCUCCCCCACCCUCCUCACUGACGCCUUGUCCCAACUCAGCCUUCAAUCAGCUCAACCAGGGCCGGCCGCUCCACCAGGUCUUACUGCCAGUUCCAUCCAAGUUGUCAACGGACUCCAGAUCUACCCGCCCGGCUCGGUCUCUGCGGCUGCGCAGUGCGAAAACGCUACGAAGAACCAACUGAAUAUCCAGAAGAUUGAAGAGGGCCAGGAUACAAGGACUACGGUCAUGAUCAAGAACAUCCCCAACAAAAUGAGCGACAAGGAUCUGAUCGCGUAUAUCGCCAAAGUGGUACCCCGGAGGAUCGACUUUUUGUAUCUCAGGAUGGAUUUCCAGAACGGUUGCAACGUCGGCUAUGCCUUUGUCAAUUUCAUCACCGUCGAGGACUUGCUAAAGUUUGCGAAAGCAAGACUGGGCGAGAAAUGGAAUAUGUUCUCGAGUGAGAAAGUUCUUCAGAUGAGCUACGCAAACUAUCAAGGCAAGGAGGCGCUCGUCGAGAAAUUCAAGAACUCGUGCAUCAUGGACGAACGGGAGUCAUGGCGACCCAAGAUUUUCUAUUCCUACGGGCCCAACCAAGGUCUUCCCGAGCCAUUUCCAGCGCCUACGCAUAUUCGAAGGAAAGAGAGGAGUUCGUUUAACCGAGGGGCACUGUUCGUACCUGGGGUGCAUCAUCGCCAUCAUCAUAAUCGCGGAGGCGCUGAGCAUCAUGGAGAGAGUAAUGGGAGGUUGCAUGGGAAUGGGUCGGGGAAUGGAAAUGGAACGCUGCUCGCGUCGCCCAUGUCGAGUAACAGCGAGUCUGAGGGGAGAGGUGGAGGGUUGUUCACGAGGAAGGGCUUGAAGAAGAGGCAAAUGGAGGUUAUGAUUGGCUUCAACCUGACGGCUCGGUCAAUUUCCGGGUUUAAUGCAUGGCUAUGGGUUUGUGAGAGGAUUGCAGUCAAUGCCCGAUAA
Coprinopsis cinerea okayama7#130 is the source of this 2394-nucleotide messenger RNA. RefSeq lists its product as hypothetical. Lineage: Eukaryota; Fungi; Basidiomycota; Agaricomycetes; Agaricales; Psathyrellaceae. The coding region runs from base 1 to 2394 and encodes 797 amino acids. Gene Ontology annotation, molecular function: RNA binding. The record is from RefSeq and is a predicted model, not a curated record. The transcript is spliced from 9 exons.